Messenger RNA from Phyllotreta striolata, 2754 nucleotides. NCBI's taxonomy places the organism in Eukaryota, Metazoa, Arthropoda, Insecta, Coleoptera, Chrysomelidae. The record is from the annotation of a GenBank genome assembly.
AUGAGAAGCAUGGGAUACAAAGCAGCUGUGCAAGUUUUGAAGCAAGCGGACGAUUUGAAGAUAAAGGUAUCGAGGAAAUGCGAUUGGCUGAACAACGCCGAAGCAUGGACGGACCAGCAAAAAUUGCAGACCAUCUACCACCAAGUCCUGGUGCUGGAUUUAGAGUACGCUCUGGACAAGAAAGUCGAACAGGACCUCUGGAAUAUCGGCUUCAAGAACCACAUAUCCGCCUUACAGGAGCAAGCUAGAGAUAAAAAGAACCCCCAUCGUUCCGAUUGCCAAGCGCUGUUAACAUGGGCCCUGGAAUCAGCGUCUGGGUUUUACAUAUCCCUACUGCAGGAACUGUGCAAUACAUUCGAUGUGGAUUUGCCGUUUCGUCGUAGAGGCAACAUUUUCGGCCAGACAGUUCCCAACUCAGAAAUCAACUGCCUACCGCAGACCUCCUCCUGCCAAUACGUGUGCCAGUAUUGCCUAGUCCAUUUGGGCGACAUCGCGAGAUACAGGAAUCAAAGGAAACAAGCUGAGAGUUUCUACAAGCAAGCUAUUAUGGUGUCCCCGACGAGCGGACAUCCCUACAACCAAUUGGCUCUGCUGGAAGCCAGCCAAGGGAAUAAACUUUCCACUGUUUUUUACUACAUCAGAGGCAUCGCUGUGAAGAAUCCUUUUCCCGCUUCCGCUACUAACCUAGCUUGUACUUUGAGUUCGGCCAUCGACAAGGAUAGUCCUUCUGAGAAGAUCCAAACGAAAAUGACGGUAAACGAAUUCAUCCAGCUGUUCCUUUGCACUCACGGGUAUUUCCACGCGGCGUGCGAUUUGAGACAAGCCGAGCUAUCGGUGAAGAGCUUGAAUUCCGUCAUGACCGCCUUGGUGGCCACGCAGAGUUUCACGAGAGACAUGCUGAUCAAAAUUACUACCAUUAAUUUGUACGCGUUAAAUCACAUCGGAUCGGAUAGUGUGAACAAUAUCCACGAAUUGACCGAUGAGGAGAGGAAGGCGAGAGAGCUCGUGCUGGAGUUGAUAGCGGGCUCUUUGUGCGCCUUUUUGGUACCCGUACAUACGCUCAAAAUGGACGAGAGUCUGAUGGAUUAUUACGCUUUACCAGCAGUUAAACUUCUGUUGUAUUUCAUUCAAAACGAUUAUAAUGUUUUGAAAGAGAAAGUUUUUACCAGUCGAUUGCAAAUUUGGCCGAGUUUGGUGAAAUUGCUGAAUAACGUACAGCAGUACGUUAAAAGCUUCAAUUUUAAUAAAUAUUCUAAAGUGCCAUUACCGGAAGAUAAAUUCCUCGAAGGGUUCUCGCCGUUGUGCAAGAAUUUCAAAGAUUUCGAUUUUAAAAGCGACAUCGACGACAAGAAUAUCGAAAGACUGGUUAGAAUGAAGCGCAUCGUUAAAUUGAGCCUGUGGUUGACUGAUUUAGAUGUUAAUGGAAAUAAAUUGAUAUUGAGGAAUGAAGUAAACGGCGAUGUGGUCUUCGAGCCUGUUUGUAUCCAGCCAGAUCCUACGAACGAUUUGUUAGAGGAAAUGAAAUCGUUUAGUGUAAGCGAUGGUGUUGAAAACAUCGCGAAGAAAAGUAUAGAGAAGAAGGCCGGCAUUCUCAAACCCCAAGGCUCUUUGGAGAAAUCGAGAGAGGAGCGCGAACUGUUGACAAACACAACAAUCGAAGGUCCUGUAAUCGGAAAUUUCAAUUCGUCCUCCAUUAAAGUGGAUAAUUCGAAGAAUAAACGGAGCAAACAGAACGUCGCCUUGCAAUCUAUUAUUAAAAAAAUGGAGGAGAGCAGCAAACAAGUGAAAUUCAUAAUGGACGAUUCCGAUGAGAAAUUAGUCAAAUUCGAUUCGAUGCCAGCACAACCGAAUCAAACGCACUUUAAUCAAAAACCGAAUUACAACCAAAAUCUCUCGUCGUUCAUCGUCCCGCCGCCGUCCCAGCCCGACUAUCUAUCGACGCUCAGAAAUAUGCCCAGCAUGCAGAUGAACGACACCAACUACCAGUACCAGAAGAAGGACAUGCCCAAUAUGGGCGUGCAGAUCGCGCCGCCCUACCAGAGCCUGACCAACAAGCCGGCGUCCAUGAACCCGAAGGCCCCGUUGCCCUAUCAGAACUCCUUUCCGCCGGCGCCCUACCAGAACGUCUCCUUUCCCUCGUCGCAUCCCUUCAACACGUGGAAACGGGACGAAAUGGCGCCGAUGCCGAACCACAAUUGGUGGCAGAACAACCAGCAGGGCCAGCAGAACUUCAGAUCGGACUAUCCUUUGAACUACAAUCCGCGGUAUUCCAAUAGCGUGUCGUCGAAUUACGCACAACCGGGCGUGAAUAACAAACCUUCGAACCAGACGAAUAAUAGCGAGAUGUACAGUUCCCCUUGGAAUAGCUACUUGGGCAACUUCAUGAACGAUACUAAUAACAUAGGUUACGAAAAUACUAAUCAAGGUAUGUCCGUUAGACAAGCAAUGCUUAAAGAAGCGAAUUUACCGGGAACACCAGUAGGACCUCCGGGCGGUAACCUACGAUUGCCCAACAUCAACCAGCCUCCUCCGGUGCAAGAGCACAGCUUCGUCCAGAGCCAGAACAACGCGCCGGGCUAUUCGUUGUUCAACAACAGCUGGACGCCGAAUUUGCCGGGCCAGUUGAGGAACAGCAAGCCGUUGGACAGCAGCCUGGCGCACCUGCCGCAGCAGUCGUUGUUCAGCGGACAGGGGCCCAAGUCGCUGGCGCAGCUGCUCGAGCAGCAGAGCCAAUUGCCGAAGAACGAUUUGUAA